AUGGUGAAAGAAUUAAUUCCCGACGACGACCUCCAGACACACGUAUCGUUCUAUCACUCUCAUGUACUCGUCGCAAAUCUGUAUUGCUCCGACAAGGAUGAAAAUGAACUUUGGCAUCGUGCAUGUUGGCUCUCGGGACUUGGCCUCACACGCCACCAGAAGCCGGAUGAGGUCUCGUGGAAGGCAAUCGCGUUUAACCUCAUACAGAAAGAUGGCUCGUGCACUAAUCGUGAAUGUGGCACGGAGUUGCUGAGGGCGAACGCGCGGCGCAUGGUGGCUGCCAUUGAGGAGAAACAACUCAUAGAGGAGGAGCAAGACCAAUUCUUCGAUGGAGAACAAUCCGUUGACGGAGAACAAUCCAUUGAAGAGGAACCUGCCUGCUAUCACACGCUGUAUUGCACGCCUGGUCCUAUUCACAACAGGACGUGUUCCUCUCUGAUGCCAACGACGAGUUUUUGGAACACCGGUGCCAUACAAUCGUUAGACUCGUACGCUUUGAAGUCGAAGAACACCCCAUUGCAUUGA
Molecule: messenger RNA, 525 nt
Organism: Sparassis crispa
Lineage: Eukaryota; Fungi; Basidiomycota; Agaricomycetes; Polyporales; Sparassidaceae
Exons: 2
Coding region: 1-525 (174 amino acids)
Source: RefSeq, a predicted model, not a curated record